This is a messenger RNA of Folsomia candida, 2404 nucleotides long. Its product is annotated as zinc finger protein 271. The record is from RefSeq and is a predicted model, not a curated record. Lineage: Eukaryota; Metazoa; Arthropoda; Collembola; Entomobryomorpha; Isotomidae. The transcript is spliced from 6 exons. Bases 1168 to 2193 code for a protein of 341 amino acids. Gene Ontology annotation, biological process: regulation of transcription by RNA polymerase II. Gene Ontology annotation, molecular function: DNA-binding transcription activator activity, RNA polymerase II-specific; RNA polymerase II cis-regulatory region sequence-specific DNA binding. Gene Ontology annotation, cellular component: nucleus.
AUUUUGCAACUAUUUAAUUUCAUAUCAUCAGAUGUCUUGAGGUUUUCGUAAAUAUUUACGAAAGUUAUUGGUGAUAAAUUAUUACCAAGUUUUUAUCCUUCACAAAAGAAGUUAAGCUUCAUUAAGAAACAUUGGGGGGAAGAAAAAAUGAAAUUUUAUCAAUAAAAUUCAAUUUUACAGAAAUUACGGAUUUUGCAAAGUUAUUAAGGACUGCGCGCAUUGCGUCGGAUACUCAGUAGGGAUCAACAUUUGACCUGACAUGACCUCACUAAUCAUGGAAACGUGCACAUUUUGCGGAGGUCAUGACCCCUGCGUCGUCCCUUCCCCGGAAAACGGGGCGCUUUCGUCCUACUCAGCCUCCUGCGUGACCUCUCUGCUCACCGUGUUCCACAUCGACGCCGCGGACCCCGUCGCCGCGCACCUCGCCACGGCCGCGCUCACCUGCGCGGACUGUCUCCAACUCACGCGCGACAUCGACUUCGAGUUAAGAUCGCUGCUCAAAUUCCUCAAAAAUCUAGACCUUCUUCGAUCCCGGUUGGCCAGGAGGGUCAAACGCGCCGCGGCCGCGGAUGCGACGACAAAUUCUACAUUUUCUGCGACCCGUGACCUCAACCAAAGAAUUCAGCAAGAAAUCCCCCUCGUUAACCAGGCUUUUGAAACGUUGUCUAAUUUACUCCGGAUUCGAAAACACGGAAACAACAAUAACGAGCUUCACAACAAGGCGAUCAAGAACUCGGAGGAAAUUUGUAAACAGGAAAUGCUCAUCAAGGACAAAGCCUUAUCCGACCAGGAAUCCGAGUCGAAUUUCGCAAACGAAAUAGUUUUAGAAGUUUGCGAUGGCGACGAUGACGCCAUGGACAUGGACAUGGACACCUUUGCCAUUGAUCCUGUCGACCAGGAUGACUCGGAUUCUUCCGAUUAUUCGCCCUCCUCCCCCGAUUCGGAAGAUUCCUCCCAAGAAAAAUACGAUUAUCCGCCCAAUUCCGCCCCCGCCGAAAAAAGGGACUGCGACGACGCCAAUCCUCCAAGCAUUUGAAAGAACACGUGGAGAGAGUUCAUCCAGGCGUUAAAGAGAAAAUUCGGGUCGAUCUGGAAAAUGCCCCGAAAAAAGAACGGAUCCCUUGUCCCGUGGAAACUUGCGAAAAAUCCUACUCGCGAAAUCAAACGAUGGUCGAACACUUUAAAAUUGCACAUUCCGAUCUCCCCUUGCCCCCCAAGUAUGCACCACGAUCCAGAAAUCGGGGGGAAUUAGACCCCUUGGGGGAUGAAUGGUUCCCUUGUCCGGUGGAAAAUUGUGGGAAAUCGUACGCGAGAAAUCAAACGAUGGUCGAACACAUGAAAAUUGCACAUCCCGAGGUCUCCUUGCCCCCAAGUUAUGCCCCAAGGAGGAAACGAAUUCGGGGAAACGCCCGACAAAAAAGAUCGGAUCUUGUCCCCAAAAAACGGAUCCCUUGUCCCGUGGAGGACUGUGAUAAGUCGUACACCCGAAAUGAAAAGCUGAUCUACCACGUGACCAGGGCACAUCCCGAAGCCCCCGUGCCCCCAAGGAAGAAGAGACUAAACCCGGGGGUUAAAGAAGAGGUUAAAGAAAAACGGAUCCGAAUUAUUAGGAAGAAGAUUGUGAGGAGGAAACCGUGCCCCGUUUGUGGAAAGGAGAUCAGUUCGACGAGUUUAAGCGAGCACUUGAGAGCACAUGCGGGCGAGAGAAACCACCUCUGCACGAAAUGCGGAAAACUGUUCCGAACGGCACGAAGCCUGCGCCUGCACGACGCCUCCGUCCACAUUAAGGAACGAAACUUGAUCUGUGCCAUUUGUGGAGUGUCCUUCAUCCGGAAGCAGGUUCUCGAUAAGCACGUGGCUUCGAUUCACGAGCGCCCGGCCGACCUCCGAUUUUCCUGCGACACGUGCGGAAAGACUUAUCGGCACGAGAAAAAUUUAAAGGAACAUUUGCCCAUGCACACCGGCAAAGAUUUGGAGUGUCCGAUAUGUUCGAAAGUCUUUAACCGGAAGCAAAAUGUGAGGCUCCAUUUGAGAAGGGUGCACCGAGGGGAGAAGCUUAUCAGGAAAAAGAGAAAGCCGAGGGGGACAAAAGAGGACCAGGAUGUGGAGGAGGAGAGUGCUUAUCAUCUGGGCGAACCUUAUCAAAACGUUAGUCAUGAUUUCAAACCGUUGUAUGCCGGAGGGUUGCAAUAAUCACGGAUUAUUAAUCAGCUAAAUAAAUAAUCAAGUAAUUUUUUAAAUUAUAGUUUGACUUGGAUGAAAAGUUAGGGUAUGAAUAAAUGUAAAUUUACAUACCUAUUAUUUUCAAUAAAUAAUUACGUACAUACAUAUUUUAUGUAAGCUUGAAAUCCUAUUUUUUCAACAAAGGAAUUACAAAAAUAAAUGAGACAUGACAUUAAAUCAG